AUGAAGAUUGAUGCCCCAAAAGGAACUCAGCUGUAUCUUAAAUUUGUGACAAUGACCCUCAUACUGUCAUUGAGCAAUUUAACUGGUUCCUUAGCUUUUUACUCUCACCUUCUCCUUGACAACUAUUUCAUACCUUCCACCUCCUCAAAUUUCCACCUUUUCUCUUGCUCAGACGCAAUUAUCUGGACUAAUGGAUCCCAUGUCACUUUUCAGAAGCAUAGGCAUUACAAGGCAAGGGAGUACCUUUUAAAGGAGAAUGUGUCUUUGACCAUAGAGAAUGUAGUCAAGGUAGACGGUGGCCUGUAUUGUUGCCAUAUUGAGCACAAAGGAUCUGCUCCAAUGUCACCUAGAAUCUCUACCUCUGUUCCUCCAAUGCCAGCACCCACACAAAACCAAGAACCAGGAGCUACAUCACCUUCUCCAACAUGGCCAAUAAAAACUCAGCCUGAGGUACUGCAGGAAACAAGAAGGACGCAACCCACCAGCUCAACUGUACUCUUGUCCAACAAAUGGCAUGGCAGGGUGACACAGUCUUCAAAUGGCCUUAAGCAUAACAAUCAAACUCAAGUGUCUCUGGCACAAAAUCCGUGGAUGAGCUCCACCAAGGCAGUCUAUCUUGUAAUCAGUAUUUCUGCUGUGGUGCUGCUAACUUUUUUGGUUGUCAUGAUUACCAGAAAAUAUUUCUACCAGAAAAAACUGCAGCAACUAGAUAUGGUUUCAUUGAAUGGCCCUCCAGUUGGAGCUUGGCAUAGUGAAUCUGAAGUGCACAUCUGA
This is a messenger RNA of Equus quagga, 774 nucleotides long. Its product is annotated as hepatitis A virus cellular receptor 1-like. Gene Ontology annotation, molecular function: phosphatidylserine binding; virus receptor activity. NCBI's taxonomy places the organism in Eukaryota, Metazoa, Chordata, Mammalia, Perissodactyla, Equidae. Gene Ontology annotation, cellular component: cell surface. Gene Ontology annotation, biological process: phagocytosis, engulfment; positive regulation of mast cell activation. The record is from RefSeq and is a predicted model, not a curated record.